AUGCUACCUCCUCUCCUUUGUGUCUUCCUCUUCCUGAUCCUGGUGGGAGCCAGACCCCAGAAACAUGUGCUGAUGACGGUAGAAGAGGGAGAUGAUGCUGUUUUGAGCUGCCUCCAGGAGCCCCCCGAGAAGCCUUCGGAGCUCCUGGCCUGGUCUCGGAGCUCCCAGCUCAUACCCCUCUUAGAGCUGCGCCUGGGUGUGCCCGGCCUGGGCAUCCAGGUGGGGCCCCUGGGCAUCCUGCUGCUCAUCUCCAACGUCUCGGACCAGAUGGGAGGCUUCUACCUGUGCCAGCCAGGCCCCACUUCCGAGCAGGCCUGGCAGCCUGGCUGGACGGUCAGCGUGGAGGGCAGUGGGGAAAUGUUCAGGUGGAAUGCCUCAGACCUGGCCUGUGGCCUGGGGACCACGCCCUCAGAGGACCCCUUGUCCUCUUCGGACUCUGCCACCAGCUCCCAGGUGUACGUGUGGGCCAAAGAUCACCCUGAGACCUGGAAGUCAGACCCUGCAUGUGCCCCGUCUCAGGGCAGCUCCAACCAGAGUCUUGGCCAAGACCUCACCGUGGCCCCUGGCUCCGUACUCUGGCUCCCCUGUGGGGUCCCUCCUGCCUCUGUGGCCAGAGGCCCCAUCUCCUGGACGCAUGUGCACCCCAAGAAGCCUAACAUCUCAUUGCUGAGCCUCGAUCUGAAGGUGGAUGCCCCAGUCAGAGAGAUGUGGGUAUGGGGGACCCUCUGGGGAGGGCCUUUUCUGUUGCUGCCCCAGGUCACAGUUCAAGAUGCUGAUACCUAUCGCUGUCACCACGGCAACUGGACCAUGGAGAUAGAGCUGAAAGUCACUGCCAGGCCAGCCCUAUGGCACUGGCUGCUGCAGUCUGGAGGCUGGAAGGUACUGGUUGUGACUAUGGGUUAUCUGAUCUUCUGUCUGGGCUCCCUGGUGGCCUUUCUUCAUCUCCAAAGAAGCCUGACCCAGAGGAGGAAAAGAAAGCGAAUGACCGACCCCGCCAGGAGGUUCUUCAAAGCGACCCCGCCCCCAGGCAACGGGCCCCAGAGCCACUACGGGAAUGUGCUGUCCCUGCCCACGACCAGCAGCACCUCGGGCACGGGCCGGGCCCUGCAGUGGGCGGCUGGCCUGGGCAUCACUGCCCUGUCCUCUGGAAACCCAUACAACGACUACCUGGAGGCUGAAGCCCAGAGCCCAGAGGGAGCUGACCCGAAAGAAAAGGAAGAGGAAGCUUAUGAAGAGCCAGACAGUGACCAGGCCUCUGAGUUCUAUGAGAACGACGACAAUCACCUUGCGCAGGACCAGCUCUCCCGGGAUGGGAGUGGCUAUGAGAAUCCUGAGGCUGGGCCCUCCAGUCCUGAGGAGGAGGAGGAGGACUCCUUCUCCAGCGCUGAGUCUUAUGAGAAUGAGGAUGAAGAACUAGCCAGGCCGGCCCCCAGGACUGCAGACUUGCUGAGCCCCCAUGGGAUUGUCUGGGACCCCAGCCGGGAAGCAACUUCUCUUGCAGGGUCCCAGUCCUAUGAAGAUAUGCGAGGGAUCCUGUAUGCCGCCCCCCAGGUCCGCUUCCUGCCCGCCCAGUCUGGGCCCAAUCAAGAGGAAGAUGCAGACUCCUAUGAGAACAUGGAUAGCCCGGAAGGGCCGGAAGCCGCAUGGAAAGGAGGUGGCCACAUGGGGGCCUGGAGCCUCAGGUGA
Messenger RNA from Echinops telfairi (small Madagascar hedgehog), 1686 nucleotides. RefSeq names its product CD19 molecule (gene CD19). The transcript is spliced from 14 exons. Gene Ontology annotation, biological process: regulation of B cell activation; B cell proliferation involved in immune response; B cell receptor signaling pathway. The record is from RefSeq and is a predicted model, not a curated record. Gene Ontology annotation, cellular component: external side of plasma membrane. Bases 1 to 1686 code for a protein of 561 amino acids. Lineage: Eukaryota; Metazoa; Chordata; Mammalia; Afrosoricida; Tenrecidae.